Molecule: messenger RNA, 1129 nt
Organism: Phoenix dactylifera (date palm)
Lineage: Eukaryota; Viridiplantae; Streptophyta; Magnoliopsida; Arecales; Arecaceae
Source: RefSeq, a predicted model, not a curated record
UCUCCUCUCCUCUCAUUCGCCCUCCUCUCCGUCGCCAUUCCUGGCCAGUCCCGUCCUCGCCUCUCCCUCUCCUCCCUCGGCUUUGGUGACAAGCAUGAGGUAUGAGAUAUUUGCUACCAGGCCCAAACAAGGCAUCGGCGAUUUGUGUGAUUGCUAUUCUCGACCACCGGAUUUUGCAUAGUGACGAAAAUAACCAUUCCCGACCCUUCUCUCCCCUCUCGUCUUCUUUCCGAUUGGUGGUCGGUGGGCAGAAGGGGGACAUGAGAGACGCCUUAAGCUUCAGUGCAGCAGCAGCGGCAACUGUACCGAAAUUACCAUUCUGCCAACUUGGUUCAUUCCCCUUUCUUGAUCUUACUAAACCCACUCUCCUCCCUUAUAAAACCUUCUAUUCACAUCCCCUCCCCUCUUCUUCUCAUCCUCCCCAUCAUCAUCUGCCCUCUCGGAAUCCCAUUUCCGCCUCUCUCCGGUUCGUCGUCGCCGCCGCUGCCGCCGCAGAGCAAGCAGCAUCCAUGGCGGCGCCAUCCGCUGCAGAGUCCAAGCCCUUCUCCGUGCUUUUCGUUUGCCUCGGCAACAUCUGCCGAAGCCCUGCCGCGGAGGCCGUGUUCAGAGACCUUGUCCGCAAGAGGGGAUUGGAGUCCAAAUUCUGGAUCGAUUCCGCCGGCACCAUCGGCUACCACGAAGGUAAUCCAGCGGACUCAAGGAUGAGGGCAGCAUCCAAAAGGCGUGGGAUCGAGGUGACUUCGAUCUCGAGGCCGAUUCGCCCCUCCGAUUUCAAGGAGUUUGAUCUCAUACUAGCCAUGGACAUGCAAAACAGAGGGGGCUUACAGAGGCCCGAAACCCCGGCGGGAUUUGGUAGGCGACUGGGUCUCCAACAACGAUGGGUUCGUCCGGAGCUUGCCCAUCUUCGUGGGCGGCCUCUCCUUGCUCGCUGUCCUCCUUAACCGCGCCUUCUCCGGCAUCGCCCCCGAGUUCUUGAACGACGACGGCGACGAGAAUUCUCCAUAAUAUCUAUCUACUUUCUUCUUCGAUCAACCUUAUCUGUUACCAAUUGAGUGAUCAAAGAUAAUUCUCCAUAAUAUCUGGUUCUAUCUCUCAAGAUACCAAGUCUCAUGAUUGAUUUCUUUAUUCU